AUGCCAGCAGCACGACUCAACGAGGAUACUCAGACCUCAAAUGCAGUGCCCGUGGAUAUUUCCACCCCUCUAGCGUCGUACAAGCUAAUCAACAGCCUUACUGAAGCAGUCAUUGCCCCUCUCAGCCUCACCUACUCCAACGACGGCGCACAUUUCUUCGCAGGAGCAAAAGACGAAAUCGCCAUCUUCGACUUCCAAGAAACCGACAAACCCAUCCACACCAUCCGUACCAUCCCCGCAAAACGAAACAAGCUCAAAGGGGGCGGCCGUGGGUUCAAAGGCUGGAUCUCCGCUCUAUCUCUCUCCCCGCCCUCUCACACCUCGCACGACGGCCUCCUAGCAGCCGGAUCACGAACCCGCUACAUUGGCGUCUACGACCCCGUUGGCGGCAACGAAAUAACGCAUUUCUCCCUCCCCGGUACUACCAACGGUAUCAAGUUCCGCAACGAGAAGCUCAACCACGUCAUGGGCGAUGGCGUUUCAUCCCUCAAAUGGAGUCCGUGUGGCAAAUAUCUCUACGUUGCUGAACGCAGUUCAGACGUCCUCCUCAUAUACGACUCAAAGUGCUCUUACAUCCUCUACUUCGUCUCCCAAGGCAAGGAUCUCGCCGGACGCAUGGAAGGUGUUUUUGACUAG
Molecule: messenger RNA, 636 nt
Organism: Alternaria atra
Lineage: Eukaryota; Fungi; Ascomycota; Dothideomycetes; Pleosporales; Pleosporaceae
Exons: 3
Coding region: 1-636 (211 amino acids)
Molecular function (GO): protein binding
Source: RefSeq, a predicted model, not a curated record